Messenger RNA from Dichomitus squalens LYAD-421 SS1, 533 nucleotides. RefSeq lists its product as uncharacterized. Lineage: Eukaryota; Fungi; Basidiomycota; Agaricomycetes; Polyporales; Polyporaceae. The transcript has 3 exons. The record is from RefSeq and is a predicted model, not a curated record. The coding region runs from base 10 to 498 and encodes 162 amino acids. Gene Ontology annotation, cellular component: mitochondrion.
CUUCGCGUCAUGUCCGUAGCUAGGGCGGCCGGCGCCGUCUUGCGCCCCACACAGCGGGCGGGAAUCUCCCUCGUGCAGCGCAGAGCCGCCUCAUCGCAUGCACAUGAGGACCACCACGAUGACCACCACCACGAGGAGUACCAUGAUUCGAACGUCUACGAGCCAGAAGUGUUCAAUACUCCUUUCUGGCGAAGAGUCGUCGUCGCCGGUGUUGGCAUUGUUGCCUUCUACAAGUUUGCUCCGGAACCCACUGAAGACACCCUCAUUGCGAAAUACAUCAAGAGCACCAUGACGCAGCCGGAGUUCUGGAAGGACACCGCAUUCAAGCAUCUAGUUCUAUCUGCGCAGGGCUCGGACGAGACCUUAUUGGUGGCGGAUGCUAAGCCGCCAGUUGUCCACCGUUACCGAUUCCCCCAACGAUUUGAGCAGUUUUCUCCUCACUCCAACCCGGUCGGAAUCAAACUCACUGUGGACGAUGUCGUUGUAAAGAGAGACUAGAGCUCGCAAAUACACUUCCUAGCUUUCCACGCGCC